UCCGCGGCAUGUGGGAUCCUCCCGGACCGGGGCACGAACCCGUGUCUCCUGCAUUGGCAGGCGGACUCUCAACCACUGCGCCACCAGGGAAGCCCUAACUUGAAGAUUUUUGUCCAGAGGAGAUGCAAAUGAUUUUAGCCUGGUGGAAAUGAUAACCCCAAAUUUUAUGGCCCAGAGGACAUUAACCCGUUUUGAUUUUAACCCAGUAACUUUAUGCCCAGGUAAAAUUGGGACCUUCCUCAAUGACUAUAACUACUCAGUGCCUCAAAGGCUCUCAUCCUGGUGGGUCUCUGGUUCUUCAGUUAAGUAAACACUUGUCAUGUGAGUGUUUGAAAGCAUGCAGUGGCUCAUCACAGAGUAAGAAGCAGAGUUCUCACAAAAUCUUCUGUUGAGGAACUUUGUGCUUGCUGUAUCCUGUCUGCACCUCUCGCCCCAAGGCCAGAGCCUCGUGUCCUUCAGGCCUUUGCUUGCUUGUCGCCUCCCCUGACCACCCUGCUUAAAAUGCAAAUCCCAAUCCUCAUUUCACUUAUUUUCCCCUCUCAACCCAUACCGCAUUUUUAUUGAUUUGGUCUGCUUGUCUUCUCGCCCCCCGGCAGGUAAGCUGUACCAGGGCAGAGGUUUUUGUCUGUUUCGUUGACUGCUGUAUCAUCAGCACCUAGAACAGUGCCUGGCACACAGAAGGGCCUCAAAUAUGUUGAAUGGAUAGAUGAAUUCGUGAUCCUAGUCUGCCAGUGGACUUGCUGUUUAGAUCUUGCAGAUUCAUCCCUGGCUAUUAGGUAUGGGGUUUGACCUCUUGUUUCAACGUUGUUCUUGAGAAAGGGCCUGAUUUAUAGUUGUUUUCAUUUAAAACAGCUUAUAGUUCUAGUUUAAUUUAGAGGAUGGAAGCUCUCUAAAAGACAAGGUCAAAUUCUGCAAGGACUUUAUGUUUUCAUAUGGCUUCGUAACAGGGGCUUCUUGUUAUGGGCUGAAUUGUGUCCCCCCCGCCCCCAAGAUAUGUUGAAGUCUUAAGCACUGGCACCUCAGAAUAUGACCCCAUUUGGGGUUUUGCAAUGUAAUUAGUUAAGAUGAGGUCGUAUUGGAGAGGGGUGGGCCCUUAAUCCAGUACGACUGGUGUCCUUGUAAGAAGGAAAUUUGGAUACAGACAGACACAGAGGAGAGGGCCGUGUGAAGACGGAGACGGAGACGGGAGUGAUGCCGCCACAAGUCAAGGAUGUCCUGCAGCUACCAGAACCGGAAGAGGCAAGGAAGGAUCCGCCCCAGGAGGCUUUGGAGGGAGCAUGGCCCUGCCGACAUCUGGAUUUCAGACUUUUAGUGUCCAGAACGGAAGCCAGACAACCAGGAUGAGGUCAUUCAUCUCAUGUCAUAAAACACGUUCUAAGGUCAUCCUGGAUAGUGUGGACGCGGUGGCUACCUCUGUGACGAGGAAGCAGACAGCCGGGCAGAACCACGGCCGGGAACUUUGGGUGCCACCCUCUGAGGAGGAAGAAGGACGGAAGCAGAUGCUGUGGCUUCAGAUUCGAGCCAGCAGGAGGCCUAAGACGGGGCUGGAAGGCGGAAUGAGGCAGGCAGAGAUCACGGGGAAGACAGGACACAAGGCUGCUGGAGGCCAAGGAGCCCUCCUGAAGCACCGAGCAGGGGGCCACGUGACUGAAGCACCGAGCAGGGGGCCACACGUGACUGAAGCACCGAGCAGGGGGCCACACGUGACUGAAGCACCGAGCAGGGGGCCACACGUGACUGAAGCACCGAGCAGGGGGCCACGUGACUGA
Messenger RNA from Orcinus orca (killer whale), 1769 nucleotides. RefSeq lists its product as uncharacterized. The record is from RefSeq and is a predicted model, not a curated record. The transcript has 4 exons. The coding region runs from base 1278 to 1769 and encodes 163 amino acids. Lineage: Eukaryota; Metazoa; Chordata; Mammalia; Artiodactyla; Delphinidae.